UAGCAUUUCUCUGGCCCUGCUCUCCCAGAGACCCGGGAAACUCGGGGGUUUUCCUCCUUUUCUGAUUUCCAGUUGUGCUGGUUUCCCCCCUGCUGCCCCAUGAAGGCCGGAGCAGCCGCCCUGGCAGCCGGGAUCCUCGGAGGCAUCGGGGUGCUGCUCUUCCUCAUCGCCUUUGGGACGGAUUAUUGGCUUCUGGCCACGGACACCUGUGGGGUCUUCGACCAUGGGAACAGCACUCUGAGCACCAGGGGGGCUGAGACUCCAACAGAGGCUGGGAAGGAGAUCCUCACUUUCCACCACGAGGGUUUCUUCUGGCGGUGCUGGUUCUUUGGCGAGGGCCACCCCGAGACCAUCUGGACCUUCUGGUACACCAGCCAAGCACACCCCAAGUUCUGCAUGCACGGCUACCUCUUCCCCAUGCCCAUUGCUGUGGGACCUUUCCCCCACCCCUCCUAUGACACAACUGCAGUGUACAGAGGUUUUUGGACGGCGUUCAUCCUGCUGGCCGUGGCCGCCGGGCUGGUGGGGGGGCUCCUGCUGGUGUGUGGGGUCCCCUUCUCCAGCCCCCACUCCUACAAAGUUGGGGGAGGAUUCCUGCUGCUCUCAGGAGGUUUGUUUCUCCUGCUCGUGUUUCUCUUUGUGAUGUGGAAGGAGUUUGCAGCUGAUUUUCAGAAGUACAUCCUCCUGGAGAGGAGCGAGGAGUGCCUGGAUGAUGUCCCCGUGCACGUCUACUACGGGUGGUCCUUCAUGUUCGCCGCCGCCGGGGUGCCCCUGGUGCUGCUCUCUGGACUCCUCUUCUUCCUGGUGGGCAGAGACAUUAUGGAUUCCCUGCAGUAAGACAAAUGUGGAGAAGGCUUUGAGAAAAUUGGUGAUGCUCCUUGUAAAGAAACACACCCAAGUUUUGAGGACUUGAUCGUUUUUUGUAGCUCUAAUUGUCGGGAUAGGUUACACUCGUUGUCAUGGGGAAGCAGGGAUGGAGAACUGGGCAUCCACAGAGUCCCAGGAUGGUUUGGGUUGGAAGGGACCUUGAAACCUGUCCUGUUCCUGCCAUGGACAGGGACACCUUCCCUUAGCCCAGGCUGCUCCAAGCCCCGUCCAACCUGGCCUUGGACACUUUCAGGGAUCCAGGGGCAGCCACAGCUUCUCUGGGCACCCUCACAGCCAGGAAUUCCUUCCCAAUAUCCCAUCCAUCCCUGCCCUCUGGCAGUGGGAAUCCAUUGCCCCUUAACCUCCAGCCUUUAUUCCCAGCCCCCUCCAGCUCUCCUGGAGCUCCUUCAGGCACUGGAAGGGGCUCUGAGCUCUCCCUGGAGCCUUCUCCAGGUGAGCACCCCCAGCUCCCCCAGCCUGGCUCCAGAGCAGUGGUGUCCAACCACUGCCCAUCCCAAAGCAGCCCCAGCUGAACAUCCAGCUCCAGCCUUCUUCCACUUUGAUAUUUCAGCACGUUGGUGGGGUUUGCACCAGGUUUUUCCGCAGCCCAAGGGAAAGCAGCUCUCUGUCAGCAGAGCUCUCCACAUCCAUAUUCAGCAGAGCUGGAGUUUUAUAGCAUUCCCAGCAUCCUGGUUUCUUGUAAAAGGAAAUCGAAUCUGGCUGCGAUGGUGCAAGCAAUAAUGUCUAUUUCUAAAAAGCAAUUAAGGAUGAUUUUUUUUCCUUAGCUGGCUCUAAUUGACGUCAAAAGAAAACCAUUUUAAUGGGAUGUCGGGAAACAUGAGAAACUUUUUUCUUCCUUAAAAUCCCUGAUUCUGAAGAUACAAAUGUGCCUGGACCCAACCUAACCUUCAAUAAGGGAAUAAACCAAUUUCUGUGGCUUGAAACAUAACGGGAAUUAAUUUGUAUUUCUUUACAGCGAUGCUUUAUUCUGCAUUUAAUAUUUUCCCUGGAUACAGUUUUGUGGGGAUUCCCAAUGCAGAAACUGAAAGGUGAUCCUGGUUGAGGGAAAAGGAGGGGGGACAACAUCAUGAUAUUGUGAUAUCACUUUGGGUUGUGCCUGUGCCUCAUCACUUCUUCAAGUGGCAAAUUCUCGCUAUAAAUUUGUUUUGAAUAA
Molecule: messenger RNA, 2041 nt
Organism: Parus major (Great Tit)
Lineage: Eukaryota; Metazoa; Chordata; Aves; Passeriformes; Paridae
Product: transmembrane protein 182-like
Exons: 5
Coding region: 100-837 (245 amino acids)
Cellular component (GO): membrane
Source: RefSeq, a predicted model, not a curated record